Messenger RNA from Knipowitschia caucasica, 594 nucleotides. The record is from the annotation of a GenBank genome assembly. NCBI's taxonomy places the organism in Eukaryota, Metazoa, Chordata, Actinopteri, Gobiiformes, Gobiidae.
AUGACAGGCUGGAGUUUGUGCAGCGCUUCCGGGUACCGUAAACCGGAAGUGUUCUUCUUCGUGUUCGAAUGCUUCCACCCGUUAUUCAGCCUCCAUGCACUGGCUGAGAAGGAAGGCCUGCUGGAGGCUGCUGCAGCGGAGGAGCCUCGGGACACAGAGGAGCAUGGGGGAAUGGAGGAGGAUAAGGAUACUGAGGGUGCAGAUGUGGAGGAACAUGGGGGAAUGGAGGAGGAUAAGGAUACUGAGGGUGCAGAUGUGGAGGAACAUGGGGGAAUGGAGGAGGAUAAGGAUACUGAGGGUGCAGAUGUGGAGGAGCAUGGGGGAAUGGAGGAGGAUAAGGAUACUGAGGGUGCAGAUGUGGAGGAACAUGGGGGAAUGGAGGAGGAUAAGGAUACUGAGGGUGCAGAUGUGGAGGAGCAUGGGGGAAUGGAGGAGGAUAAGGAUACUGAGGGUGCAGAUGUGGAGGAGCAUGGGGGAAUGGAGGAGGAUAAGGAUACUGAGGGUGCAGAUGUGGAGGAGCAUGGGGGAAUGGAGGAGGAUAAGGAUACUGAGGGUGCAGAUGUGGAGGAGCAUGGGGGAAUGGAGGAGGGAUAA